UGACAUGCCAGGCAAGCAUAUGAUGAGCCACUCACCGCCUCUUAAAAAUCCUAAUGGAUCUUAUUCUUAUCCGAGGUUCUCUUUCGCACUCUUCUUCCUUUCCAACUUCUCUCAUGGCCAGCGCUUCGAGGCAGCCCCUCCACGCCACGGGCGCCAUUCCGCCGGUGCAACACUCUUUCCAGCGGGUUAUUUCCUCGUUACCCCUAGUAUUCCUCGAGCAUAAAAAGCAACGGCUGCCUUUUACCAAGCUGAGUGGACAUUACGGCCAACGAAACCUGAUUGUGAAGUUAAUGGGAAAGGCUUCCGCAGGAAAGGAUGACAUUGUGCCCGCUGCUGAUGACGAAGAAGACGGAAUCUCUCUUGGUACCAUGAAAUUGCCUUCCAACACUGAUCUUCAGAGAUUUGAAACCUUGUUGUUUCAGUGGGCCAACAGUCUAUGCCAAGGAGCGAAUGUGCCACUUCCAAUACCUUUAAAGAUUGACAAAAUACCAGGUGGAGCUAGACUUGGUUUUAUUACGAUUGGAGAUGGAAAGACUGAUGUCCUGGUGUAUAUAGAUUGCCUAGUCUUUCCAGCAACAGAUGGUUCAGGUCCAAUGUUUCGAGCAAUAAGAAAUGGACCCUUAAAAGAUCAGUCUCCCCCUGGUGAGCCAAGGAUCAUGAGAAGUCUUCUUCAAGCCCUGCAGAAGUCAGUUGAAAUUGCUAGAGUUUGAGCGAGACUUUGUUUGAUACGUAGCACUAUUUUCCCAUAUCCCCCACCUGCCACCUUCUUUAUCUCUCUUUCCUAGAUAAAGAUCCUAUUUCUAAACUAAAGAUAUAUAAACUUGAUAAUUCUUUUACACC
Theobroma cacao (cacao) is the source of this 840-nucleotide messenger RNA. RefSeq lists its product as uncharacterized. NCBI's taxonomy places the organism in Eukaryota, Viridiplantae, Streptophyta, Magnoliopsida, Malvales, Malvaceae. Gene Ontology annotation, cellular component: chloroplast thylakoid membrane; chloroplast stroma. The record is from RefSeq and is a predicted model, not a curated record.